AUGAAACUAACAUCUCGCGAGCUCAACUCGGCUCAGCUCGUUAAAGCUCGAUCCGUUAGUAAACGAGCGGAGCUCCAGCUUGAGUUUUUGGUUCGUUUGGUAAACUCGAUUCCAAACAAAGGAGUUGCGGGUUUCCAUACCCGGAACCGAAACCCGGAUUGCUUUCUUUUCAGUGAGAAAGCAAAGAAGAGGGGAAAACAGCGCCACAAAACCACCGUGAAUUGCCUCUCCAAAUCUCUCCACUUCACUGUUGUUUCCUUCCAAUUUUCCUCCCUUCAUCAGACAUCUGUGCACCCAAACAUGCCUUCUGAAGACUCGAAGCCGGUGAAGAAAGAGGUGGAAGAAAACGAUGAGAAACCCAACAAUGGGAAGAAUAAUCCCAAAUCGAACGAAGAAGCCAAAGCGAAGAAAGAACCAGUUAACGACAACGAUGGUGGUUCAGAAAAACCCACUGGUAAGAAGAAGCCCAACAGUGCGAAUACUCCCAAAGUGAAGAAAGAAGAAUCUAAGAAGAAACCCAACAAUGCGACGACUCCCAAAUCGGGGUCCACCAAGAAAACCCAAGCGAAGAAAGAAGAGGAUUACGACAGCGAUGACGAGAAACCCAUUUCUAAGAAGAAACCCAACGACGUUGACAAGAAAAAGAACAAGGUAAAGAAGGAGGAGGAGGAAAAGAAAAUUUGGGGCAAAGAAGCUGAGAAUGGUAAGAAAAGGGAAAAGAAGGUUUAUGAUUUGCUUGGUCAGAAGCGAGACCCUCCCGAGGAAAGAGACCCACUGAGGAUUUUCUACAAAACUUUGUAUGAGCAAAUGCCUGGUAGCGAAAUGGCAGCUUUCUGGUUGAUGGAGUGUGGUUUGCUUCCCGAGGAGGUGGCAAAGAAAGUUUUUGAGAAGAAACAGAAGAAGAAUCCGCUGCAAAAGCUUGGUUCGCCAAUGAAAACUGUUGUCACCGUGAACAAAACCUCCAAGUCUGUUACAUCGAAGAAGGAAACAUUGUCCUCCCCUGUUUCUUCACAGAAAAAGAAGAAGACGCCAGAUUCCAAAGUCGCGUCGAAGCAGACCAAGAAACGCAAGAUUGAGGAUGGUAGUUGUUCUGAAGAUGGAUCGGACGACGACUUUGUUUUGUCAACGAAAGUGGCCAAGAGACAGAAAGUUGCUUAGUUUACUAAAAAAGAA
Messenger RNA from Rhododendron vialii, 1173 nucleotides. RefSeq lists its product as uncharacterized. NCBI's taxonomy places the organism in Eukaryota, Viridiplantae, Streptophyta, Magnoliopsida, Ericales, Ericaceae. The record is from RefSeq and is a predicted model, not a curated record. Bases 1 to 1158 code for a protein of 385 amino acids. The transcript is spliced from 5 exons.